Molecule: messenger RNA, 2898 nt
Organism: Nematocida major
Lineage: Eukaryota; Fungi; Microsporidia
Exons: 1
Coding region: 1-2898 (965 amino acids)
Source: RefSeq, a predicted model, not a curated record
AUGGAGAAUGGAAAAUUAAAAGAACGUGCUCUAAAUGGAUUUAGACUUCCUGUUAUAGGGCUUGAUCUAUCUCUUGUCGCUGUUGGGGCUAUGUUUUCAUUUACAGCCCGAGGGCGGGCUCUGAGUAAAGCCAUCACAGGGGAUGCAGUUUUGGACUACGCUAUGCUGACCAUGGGAAUCACUUUGAUUGCAUUAAAGGUUAUUUCGUACGUGUACAGCUCGCCCAGCGUGUAUACCGCAAAGCAGAAGAACGAAGUGGCGAUGCUGGAAACCAUGCUGGGCAUCAUGGGAAUUGCAGUGAUUGGGGCAGUUGGCGGGAGCCCCCUAACCAUUGCGCUUGCUGUGGGAAGUGCUCUUAUGAUAAGAGGCAAUGGAGUGCUAAAAUACACGCUUUCCAUAGUUGCCGUGGGCAUUGUUGGCGUCUUUAUAGCGACCGGGCCUGCCAUGCCGCAGAGCAUGAUUACGCUUCUGGCGGCUUUGGGGACAUCGCUGGCUAUCCUGGGGUCUAUCCGAGUGGAGUCGAUUGUUAAAAACAGCAGCGCAUCAAUGCUUGGCCACUAUUUUGUUCUUAUAAGCAUGCUGCUGGGCGCAUUUAUAUACACUCCCCUGUCCUUUAUUGUGAUCCCGCUGGCUCUGACCGUCCUUAUAAACUACUCGCACCUGAAGAAGACAAUCUACAAAAUACCGUUUGUGUUGAAAAUCGAAAAUCUGGUCAGAAAGUUUUACAGCAUAAAGAAGGUCCGGAGCAUCACGACUUUAAUGGUCAAAAUAACAAAGGCCCUCGUGGUUUUCGGGGUGAUUUGGCUGGUGGGAAUACAUUUCAUUGCGUGGUACAGUAAUAACCCGUGGGCCAUGCGCCACAUAAAAGUUAGAGUGAGCAAAGGCUCCCCCAUCUUCCUGUCAAUAUCCCAGCUGGUCGCCAGCGUGCUUAACGGGGUGUAUGCCUUUUUUAACGAGUACAUUGGAUACCUGAGGCCUCUAAAUUUGGCGAAGUAUUUGCUAGAGUCGGCCGGCAUUGACCCGACAGACAUGUCGACCUCCCGAAGCAUUUUCAGCACAAUUCUAGUAUACAUCUACAAUGUUGUUUUUUGGGCUGACUUUAUAGUGGAAACCACAAUAAAGGCCGUGGUGAGGCUUUCGAUACAAAUGGGCUCCAAGGGGGUGAAGGCUGUCGGCUCCGUUUUAAGAAGCAUAAGAUCCCUUUAUUAUGCAUGGAAAACCUGCACGAAUUUUUUGGGAUAUCUAAAGUCUAGGAUUAUAAACUUCGUGAUGAUAGAGAGGGAUGUGGUUGUAAAUGCCUCAGCACAGAAAUCUUCUCAUGGGUUAAGACACAGGAUCUGGCCGCAGAUAAAAAACACAUUUGGCUGGAUGCUGCCUAGUGUGCUCGGAGGCUCUACUAAGACAGGCCUGGAAAGCGUGCCUAGGCCCGUGCCCAAGGAUAUGCUCCUCAAAUCAGACAAAGUGCUUGUGGGAAACUCGCUGACAAUUUUGUACGGGGUUUUUGUAAACGUAUCUGUAGCGCUGUUUGGAGCAUACGGGUACAUGCUUUUCGACACGCAUGGAAAGGACAUGGCCUCGGCCAAGACAUUCUCCAUCACACACUACGGGAUUAGGCCGUACAUGGGAGAAGAACUUUUGGACGUGCCGCUCGCUGUAAAUGCCGUGCACAGAGGAAACUUCUACCAGAAGUUCUUCGAUCUGUACUGCGACCAGAUGGGGGUGUUUUCGCAGCUAAACGACAACGGCGCAUUUAUUCAGACAGAAAUAUGCAAAAACAGCUCGUACAAGACGUACAACCCCCUGGAGAAAUACACGCGGGACCAGGCGUGCAAGCCCAUUGGGUCUUUUGAAAACGAGCUGCAGAGCAAAAUCCGGGAAAUAGGGGCGGUUAGCGCCAGAUUCACAGAAGAAGAAAAGGCCGGGCUGAAGAGCAUUCUGCAGUACUUCCCGUCGGCAAACAGCCGCAGCAGAUACAUGCCAGAAGAAGAAAAGCUGAAGAAAAAUCUGAGCGACGCCAAAAACGCGAAGCACACCCCGUCGAAGGUAAAGCCGUCCUUCUUGCAAAACGUUUUCAACCUCAAAACAGAGGGCGAAAAACUAGUAGCCAAGGUGGAUGCGCUAUACAAGGCUGCGCAGUCGAAUAUGCUGGAGUAUUACAGAAAGUACUACUAUAACUUUUUUAUACUCGGGCAGUACUUUGCAGACAACAUAAACGAAGACAUCCACCACACAGUGGGCGACUCUGUUGUGCGGCUGUUUAACAGCAUUCUUCCGCUGAACUAUGAAGACAUAAACGACGAUUAUUUUGUGUCUAUUGUGCGCAUGCGGACAGGAAUCAUAAGGAGAGAGCUUCCUUUCAUAACGGAGGAGCAGUCUGCGCAGGUUUUCCACAAGAACCUCAUGCAGACCCUGCAGGUAUCCGCCAACGGGCCGCAGCAGAGCCCCAAGGAAGAGGGCUUCUUCAUAAAAAACGUGUCGGCAAAUAUUAACCCAGAUGCUGUGUUUGAGGACGACACUGACCUAUUUAUAUACCAGAAGCUGGAAAAGCUGGAGAAGGACAAGGAGAAUAUGUACUUCAAGUGCACAAUUUCAAGGAGUCCUAACACAUACAUGGACCCGUACGUUAUAAGCGGCGGGUCUGGCAUAGAUGUUUCAAUUAAAAACGACGACACCGCUGUCGUUUCUAUUUCUAUAAACGGAAGGCCUAUUCAUGCGCAAGUCGUUCCCGACAGCUGCAUUAGAAAUAUUUGCGUGGAUAUGGCCAUUCCACUUGAGAGUGUUAGAGAGCUGAUUUCCAACAACUUGACAGACGAAAAAACUGUGCGAGUAACGCUCCGCCUCUUUGUGGGCCACACAUCUCUUGUCAGAGCAGAAACGUACGAAAUGUCUUUAGAAUAA